This is a messenger RNA of Arvicanthis niloticus (Nile rat), 468 nucleotides long. RefSeq names its product lymphocyte antigen 6 family member K (gene Ly6k). The record is from RefSeq and is a predicted model, not a curated record. Gene Ontology annotation, cellular component: acrosomal vesicle. Gene Ontology annotation, biological process: binding of sperm to zona pellucida. Lineage: Eukaryota; Metazoa; Chordata; Mammalia; Rodentia; Muridae.
AUGGUGAUCCUACUGGCCUUGCUCAUAGUCAUGGGCUUACCGUUGGUGCAGACAGAUGGGAGCAUCAAGUGUCACUUGUGUGAGGCUGAGAACAGCUUCAACUGCUCAAAUCCGACAGACUGUCCUAAUGAAGACCAGUUCUGUGUGUUGGCUGCUACACGAAUUUUUGAACGUUUCUUCUAUGUGUCAAAGCAGUGCUCCCGAGUGUGUUCAACCCCUGUAAUUACGCACCCUACUGGGUCUGAACUAGCUGAGCCUAAGGAGUUUCUAAUGGAAAAACCCAUGCCCUUCUUAUAUGUAAGUUGCUGUAAAUGGAACUUAUGUAAUGAUAAGGGGCCACCCUCUAUCCAGCUAUUUAAGGAACAGCCUGGAAAAGCCAGUGAGAGAAGACAUAGAUACACUGAGCUAUUACUGCCUGGUUUCAUGGUCCUUAUUGCUAAUGGCCUCUCAGCCCUCAGCCUGCUGUAA